Molecule: messenger RNA, 1757 nt
Organism: Amphibalanus amphitrite
Lineage: Eukaryota; Metazoa; Arthropoda; Thecostraca; Balanomorpha; Balanidae
Product: glutamate receptor 1-like
Exons: 2
Coding region: 1-1584 (527 amino acids)
Cellular component (GO): membrane
Molecular function (GO): glutamate-gated receptor activity
Source: RefSeq, a predicted model, not a curated record
AUGAAUGCCGCACACUACGUCAUCAGCAUCGUGUCUCAUAGAGAGCUCGGCAGCCUGUGGCAACGUCGCUGUCCGGACGCCGUCGGGCGCGGAGGUGCCACCAUGGAGCUCCCGGCUGGCCUGCAGUUCGUGGGCCAGCCGUGGACGGUCUCCUUCAACGCCUCCCUGGAGCCGGACGUGGUGGUCACCACGAUGCACAACCCGCCGUUCGUGCUGAUCCAGCGGCUAGCCAACGGGACGUUCCUCUACGACGGCUAUCUGGUGCAGCUGUGGGAGCUGAUAGCUGCCGAGCUCGGUCUGAGAUAUCGCAUCGAGCCGCUGCUGUCUGGAGGGUUCGGCUCGGUUGGUGAGAACGGCACCUGGUCCGGCAUGGUCGGGGAGCUCGCCUACGGGCGCGCCGAUGUGGCGGUGACGGCUAUCUACCUACGUCAGGACCGUGCCUCUGUGAUCGACUACCUGGACUCGGUGGCCGUCGCCAGAUCGUACAGCACGUUCUACGUGCGGGCGGGAAAGGACGAGGGUCUGCCGCCGGUGACGGCCGAGCUGUUCGGCUCGCUCCUGCAGCCGCUACAUGGCAGCGUGUGGUGGGCAGUGCUCGUCUCGCUCCUGGUGCUGGCACUUGUACUCCGCAUCGCUCUCUUCUUUGGUCUCUCUGACCGCGUUCAAAGAACGACGAACAUCUCCUCGAGGAGCGCUGGCCGUAAGAGAGAGUCUAGCGGAGAGCUGACCCAAGGACCAGUGGUUGACAUGGGUCUCGGCUCGUGCCUUCUCUUCUCCUUCACAUCAUUCGUCGGCCAGGGCUGGCCCGACCUGCCGCUGGGCACCCCAGCGCGGCUGGUAGCCGCCUCGUGCUGGGCACUGCGCACCAUCAUCUACACCAGCUACACGGCCAACCUGAUCUCCCACAUGGUGGUGCACUCGGUGGCGCUGCCGAUCAGGAGUCUCAAGGAGUUCGCCGAGCAGCCCGGCUGGAGACUCGCCAUCCAGCCCGGUCAUGCCAUCCUCAACGACUGGAGACGCAGCCGAGACCCGUACGAGCGGGAGCUCUACCGGCGCUCCGUCACCCGGCAGGGCUUCAUCGAGAUCAACUUCAAGGGGGACAGUGUCUUCGAGCUCGUUCAGCCCAAGGUGAUGACGUUUGUCAACUUUGACAAGGUGGUGUUUGCGCUGGGCCCGGAGGUGUGUCAUCUGGUACCGAUACCCGGUCUGACCGUCAAAUCUAAAGACCUCUUCAUGGGUAUCUCCAAGCGCCGCCCUGCGCUUCGCCGCGCUAUCAACGACAUCUUGCUGAAGAUGAAGGAGACUGGGAUGCUGGCAGAGCUCAAAGCCCGCUGGAUCAAGUCCAAGGAUGAGAUGUGCGUGAUGAAGUCAGAGUACCAGCAGAUGUCUCUGGGAGAUAUGUUCGUCGUGCUGAUCAUCCUGCCGGUGGCGAUGGUGGCGUGUGCGGGGAUCUGCCUCAUCGAGUGGGGCUGGUUCAGGUUCUCCCAGUCAGGGAUGUACUCGAAGAUUAUCGGGAAGAUGUCCGAUUCCUUACUCGCGGUGGCGUUCCUGAAGUCCAGGCGCACGGAGAUUCGUGGUAAAUGAGACGAGUUGUUGAUUUUCUGAGGAGGACGAGUGGUGUGGGCACAUAUUUUAUCCUACGGUGAACAUAUUUUCGCUCAGUGAUUCUAGGUUAUUACUAGGUCACCAAUGCUUGCAUAAGUAAUCCUUAGUUUUGAAGUGAUAAAGCAUGAAAUACACAAGCUUCCUUCACUAUA